AUGCAACCGACCCCAGAUGCAACCGACCCCAGAUGCAACCGAUGCGAUAAGAAUUCCCCGCCGAUGGAAGUUUCGGAUGCUAAUUUAUCUCUUUUGUUUCUUUCUUGCUUUCUUUUUUUCUUCAGUAUUUUUAUCUCGUUUUCUUUCUUUCUUUCUUUCUUUUUUUCUUUCUUUCUUUCUUACUUACUUACUUCCUGUCUUUCGUAUUUCUUUAUUUCUUUUUUUCAGUAUUUCUUUCUUUCUUUCUUUGAUAUUCUCUUCUUCCAGGUUCUUUUUACUUUUUUUUUCUUCGGGAUUUUGUGCUUCCCACUUCUUUUUACUAUCUUUUGCUUUACUUUCUGUCAUUUUGUCUUUCUUUCUUUCUUUCUUUCUUUCUUUCUUUCUUUCUGCUUCUUCGACAUUCUGUUCUUCCCGUUUCAUUUUACUUUCUCCCUCUUUUCCUUCCUUCCUUCCUUUUCUUUCGUUUGUUUCUUUCUUUCUUUCUUUCUUUCUUUCUAA
Acanthosepion pharaonis is the source of this 498-nucleotide messenger RNA. The record is from the annotation of a GenBank genome assembly. Lineage: Eukaryota; Metazoa; Mollusca; Cephalopoda; Sepiida; Sepiidae.